AUGGAAGCAGUCCUUUCCAAACAGGAGGUUCUUGAGGCUGUGACGUCUAACCCUCAGUUUUAUAACAACAUCCAAAAUGUGCAGACCCCACACAUUGACCCGAUAUUCUCGUCCGAUGAUAACGAUCUCUUGGCUCAGAUUGGAUAUAAGCCUGAGUUGAGAAGACAAUUUUCCGCAAUUCAGGUGUUCGGUGUUGCUUUCUCAAUUAUGGGAUUACUUCCUUCAAUUGCGUCGACUUUGGGCAUUGCGCUUCUAGCCGGGCCCGCCGGUGCCAUUUGGGGCUGGUUGAUUUCUUCGCUUUUGAUCUUGACCAUUGGUGUAUCCAUGAGCGAAAAUGCCUCUUUCCAGCCUACAAGCGGUGGGUUGUACUACUGGACAAACUUUUAUGCUCCGCCCAAAUUGAAGACAAUUGUGUCGUUUAUCAUUGGUAACACUAACUCCUUGGCUUUGGUUGGUGGAUUGUGUUCCAUUGAUUAUGGAUUUGCCACGGAGGUCCUCUCCAUUGUGGUCAUUGCCAAAGACGGUGAUUUUGAAAUCACUUCGGCCAAAACGUAUGGAGUUUUUGUUGCCUGUGUCUUGGCACAUGUUUUGGUGACUUGUGCUUCUUCGAGACACACGGCUUGGUUGCAAACCGCGUCGAUCAUAGUUAAUGUUGGAUUGAUUGUGCUAUUUAUUAUUGCUAUGCCAAUUGCAGCCAGCAGAGGAAGUCCUAGAUCUGCGUCCUGGGUUUUUGGAAGCUUUGAGACCCUUACGGGAUUUCCUGUUGGAUGGGUACAACUUUCACAGGCCUGGUUGCCAGCAAUUUGGACCAUUGGUGCCUUCGACUCAUGUGUGCACAUGUCAGAGGAGUGCACAAAUGCCACUAGGACGAUUCCCAUGGGUAUUGUCGGCUCCAUUAGUACAUGUGGGAUCUUGGGGUUCAUUCUCAUGAUUGUGAUAAUGUUUUCGUUGCAAUCGAACGAUCUUGAGGGGGUGUUGGGAAGUGCUUAUGGUCUGCCCAUGGCGCAGAUCAUCUACGAUGCAUUUGAAACAGUCCCUGGCCAAGGCAAGAAAAUGGCCAUCUUUUUCAUGGUUCUCAUAUCCAUUGCACAGUUUAUGAUGGGCGCGUCUGUUCUCACUGCCAUUUCGAGACAAAUCUUUGCUUUUGCUAGAGAUAAUGGAUUGCCCUUCUCUUGGUGGGUCAAGAAGGUCAACAAGAAGUUAUCUGUUCCAAUACAUGCGGUAUUUACUGGCGGUGCAGCGGCGAUUGUUGUCGGACUCUUAUGUCUUAUUGGAGAUACUGCUGCAAAUGCGUUGUUCACUCUUGCGGUUGCUGGCAACUAUCUUGCGUGGGGAAUGCCUACAUUCUUGAGGUUGAUAUACAUGAAUGACAAGUUUGUUCCUGGCCGGUUCUAUUUGGGCCCAUUGUGGAGCAGGGUCAACGGCUGGAUCUCCAUUGUUUUUGUGGUGUACACAAUUGUGAUGGUCAUGUUCCCCACAGACACAAAUCCAACUAGGGAGACGAUGAAUUAUACUGUUGUUCUCACGCCUGGAGUGUGGAUUCUUUCUGCUGUAUACUACUAUGUUUACGCACACAAGAGCUACCACGGUCCUGCCAAAACAGUGGACGACGACGGCGACUUGAGUGAGAAUUUUGCCGGAUUCACCACUCAGGUGGUCGAUGGACAAUCCGUGAAGAUGAGGAGCGACAGCCCUGAUCUCAAGGCAUGA
Molecule: messenger RNA, 1710 nt
Organism: Metschnikowia bicuspidata var. bicuspidata NRRL YB-4993
Lineage: Eukaryota; Fungi; Ascomycota; Pichiomycetes; Serinales; Metschnikowiaceae
Product: amino acid transporter
Exons: 1
Coding region: 1-1710 (569 amino acids)
Biological process (GO): transmembrane transport
Cellular component (GO): membrane
Molecular function (GO): transmembrane transporter activity
Source: RefSeq, a predicted model, not a curated record